Molecule: messenger RNA, 3718 nt
Organism: Teleopsis dalmanni
Lineage: Eukaryota; Metazoa; Arthropoda; Insecta; Diptera; Diopsidae
Product: alpha-mannosidase 2-like
Exons: 12
Coding region: 87-3368 (1093 amino acids)
Biological process (GO): protein deglycosylation; mannose metabolic process; N-glycan processing
Cellular component (GO): Golgi membrane
Molecular function (GO): carbohydrate binding; alpha-mannosidase activity
Source: RefSeq, a predicted model, not a curated record
AAUUGAAAUCUAAAUAAAUUGUUAUAUUUGUGAAAAAAUAAAUUUAUGUCAACUAAUCCGUUUCCAGUAUGUUAGCUCUCUGAACCAUGUGGUAUUACAGCUGUAUUAGCGUUCUGAUAUUUUUUUGUUUAUAUUUUGUUAUGUAUAAUGAACUCUUCUACAAUACGGAUGAAGAUCAGGUUUUAUUGUUGAAAGCUUGUUCCCAUAAACUGCAACAAAAUGAAGACAGAUACGAAGACGAUUUUGAGGGACUGUUUUCUAAAAGUCGCGGACGUGACCUACAUAAUGUACUUAUAGAUAAUGAAAAUUAUACUGAAAACUGUUGUUUUAAUUUUGAAAAGCCACCAAAGACAUAUAUACAAUUACUGGAUUUCUAUAAAAAUCUAUCAUUUCCGAAAGACGAACGCUUUCUCUGGGACAAAGGCUGGAAUAUACAAUAUGAUCCACAACGAUUUAAUGAAAAAAAUAAACUUGAAGUUUUUGUGGUUCCACAUUCUCAUAAUGAUCCGGGAUGGCUGAGAACUUUUAAUGACUAUUACCACCACAAGACGAAACCACUUUUGGAAAACAUUAUUCAAAAUUUGUUCACCUUUCCGGAUUUGAAAUUUAUUUGGGCUGAAAUUUGUUAUUUUUCCAGAUUUUAUGAUACUCAAGACCUUAUCACAAAAGAGAGAAUUAAAAAACUCGUACAUAAUGGGCAGUUGGAAUUUGUCACUGGCGGUUGGGGAAUGCCAGAUGAAGCUAAUACACAUUGGAUAAGUUUAUUAAUACAACUUACUGAAGGACAAAGUUGGUUAAAGCAAAACUUUAAUAUUACACCUAUUAAUUCCUGGUCUAUUGAUCCAUUCGGUCACAGUCCUACUUUGCCUUACAUACUCAAGCAGUCUGGAUUCCAAAAUUUGUUAAUACAACGUACUCACUACUCAGUCAAGUACAAUUUGGGCAACAAACGUUUGUUGGAGUUUCUUUGGCGACAACUUUGGGACACUAAAGGUGAUACCGAGUUGUUUACGCAUAUGAUGCCAUUUCUGUCUUAUGGAAUGAAACAUACCUGCGGUCCAGAUCGUACUAUUUGUGAACAAUUUGAUUUUAGGUAUAUUAAUAAAAACACGAUAGACCGAUUUUUUCGACGAGGUCAGGAUGAAAUAACUACAAAAAAUAUAGUUAAAAAGUCUAACUUACUUGUGGAUCAAUGGAAAAAAAAAGCUGAACUCUAUCGCACAAAUGCUUUAUUAGUGCCACUUGGCGAUGACUUUCGGUAUCAAGAAAAGAAUGAGUUACUUAACCAGCGCAAUAAUUAUGAACGGCUUUUCUACUACAUUAAUCGUCAAACCAAAUUCAACGUCAACGUGCGGUUUGCAACGUUACAGGAAUAUUUUGAGGCAGUACAUAAACACACAAAUUAUAAGUUUCCAACAUUGAGUGGAGACUUUUUCACUUAUGCUGAUCGCGAAGAUGAUUACUGGAGUGGUUACUAUACAACACGUCCAUUUUAUAAGCGCAUGGAACGUGUUCUGUUGUACUACUUGCGAGCGGCGGAACAGCUAAAUGCAUGGAAUGUAAAAUAUAAAAAUGACCGUUUUGAGAAAAUUCUAAGAAAUGUGCGUCGGCAGUUAUCCCUAUUUCAGCAUCACGAUGGCAUAACGGGCACCGCAAGAGCACAUGUGGUAGAAGAUUAUUCAAUCCGUCUGAAAAAUGCCAUUAAGGAUUGUCAGUAUGUUAUGGAAAUGAAUAUUUUCCGUUUAAUGACUAGAAAUUCUUAUGAAAAAAUGGAUUAUAAUAAGAAAUAUUUCGACAUAGAUGAUUCUAACUGGCCGUGUAACGGCUCAAUUCGUAGUCCAAUUAUUUUUAGCGAAGAAGAUGGAAACAGUAAAUUUCUAGUGUUUCACAAUUCAUUGGCACAAUGGCGAGAGGAAACAGUACAGUUUUUAGUUACUGCCCCAUUUAUUCUUGUCUCAGAUCUUGAUGGCCGUCCAAUACAAGCACAAAUAACUCCAGUUGUAAUUUGGGAUAAAAUAACUCCGACUUUUUUAACUAAACUUUAUAAUUUACAUUUUGUAGUUAAAAUACCUCCUCUGGGCAUGAAAACAUAUAUAUUAAAUCUGAAAUCGGAGAAAACGAAAUCAAAACAUACAUACUUCGCUUCAAACAUCAUAUCGAAUACAUCAUUUAUUGCUGUAAACAUUGAAAACUAUCCAAAGGAACUAAUAAAAUUUACUGCCCAACGUGAAUAUAUUAUAACUCUAACUAAUGGUGGCACCAUACAUUUUAAUAAUAAUGGAACUCUAAAGUCUAUAAAAACCGAUAGGAUUAGAGAACCCUGGCCGGUUUCAGUGCAAUUUUAUGAAUAUGGUACUAACUGGUGGAGCAAACAAUCUGGGGCUUAUCUCUUCUUGCCUAAUGGUCCAGGAAAACCCUUAGUAGGCAAUUUUGUACCUUAUAUUGUAUAUACCGAAGGACCAAUUGAGAGUUCUGUUUGCGUCGGUCUACCUCUUGUUGUACAUUGCACAAGGAUAUAUGAUAAUAAAAUUGAAAUACGUAAUAUUGUCAACAUAAGCCCAUUGAACAAUUUUGAAAUAUCUAUGAGAAUUGCAACAACAAUUAAAAAUAAAGAUGUUUUCUAUACUGACCUCAAUGGUUUGCAAAUGAUCAAGCGAAACUAUUUUCAUAAGCUUCCUUUGCAAGCGAAUUUUUACCCGGUACCCACUGCAGCUUAUAUUGAAGAUGAAAAUACGCGACUUACAAUAAUCACUGCUCAGCCUUUGGGUGGAACUUCUCUGUCAUCAGGAGUAUUAGAAAUAAUGUUGGAUCGGCGUUUAAGUCAAAGCGAUGGCCGUGGCUUAGGCGAGGGUGUACUUGACAAUCAACCAACAGAACAAAUAUUUCAUUUGUUGUUUGAAAACUUAGAAGGUUGUGAAAAACGUGUAGAAAAUCAUCCUGCCGGUGCAUUGACUUUGGCUGCAUACCGUGCUACUAAAGAGCUUCUAAAUCCUAUAAGUAAAUUUGUUUAUGUAUCAUUGGAAACAGCGUUACGAAAAGACUUCGGUACCAAAUAUUCACCAAUUAGUGAUGAUAUGGAAAUAAUUACAUUACGAAAUAUAAUUAAUCUGGAGAGAAACUCAACUGAAGUAAACACAGGAGUUAUUAUACAUCGCACCAAAGUGUUGGAAUGUUCUGCUCACACUGGAAAUCUGAACAAAUCGGUGCAACUACAUAAUUUAUUUCCGUUCCAGACUUAUGGAAGUUCUAUACACAGAACAACCUUAACUUUUUUAAAAAAUUUGGGUGAAGUCGAUAUAGAAGAACUACAAUUUUGUCCUAUGGACACAAAAGCACUAAUUUUUAAACAUAUUCCCUUUAAAAUAUAAUCAAUAUGGAAUUAUGCAAAAGGAAUUCAUCAAGACUUUAAAAAAUGUUUCGUAAAUACCACAACAAAAUACAAGAAACAGAUAAGUAGAUUAGUUAAUCCCAAUGAGCUAGCUAGCGGCUUAAGUGCAAGUCGAACAGUGGGUUAAAAGCAGGUUCCAGGUUUAAGUAAUAUUAAAGUAUAUAAGUAUAUAAAAUAUAGGAAACAUAAUAUUAUUAAAAGUAAUUGAAAAUGCAUCCGAGUCCGUUCUAAAGACCCGUUCUUUAGAUGUUUGUCUUCUGUUACAAAUUAGAUUCUUCUUAUCAAAGCAUAUUGUUAAUAAUAUAAGAUAGGUUAAAAUAAAAGAAAGUG